GCAUCAACUUUCAUCUUCAAACAAUCUGCAAAGAAUUUCUGAUUCAAUCUUCGCUGUUAAACAAAAUAAUCGUUUCAGUUCUUUGUAUGUUGUUGCUGGAAUUCUCAGAUGUGAGAUCAGCAGCUAAUUGUUAGAAUUUGAGGAGAAAUUUUUGAAUCGCAAAAACUGUGUGAUCCAUAUGGUUGAACGUUUACCGGUCGCUAGAAAAUGCUCUUCGGAGGCGCACUGCAUCACCGGCGCACUUUAGUUCCCAUCCUUUUAUCUCGCAGCCAGUUUUCGCCAUGUCGAGAUUGUUGACAGUUGGAAACAUUAGGAGUGCAUUGCGAUCUUUGCGGACAAAACGAGCUAGUAACUCUUCGGAAGAGGUCCAAUAUGGAUCAAUUGUUCGAGUAGGGAUUUGUAGUCCUCAGUAUAGAUUGUUCUCGACGUAUUUGUUGCCUAAACCAGAGCAUGCCCCAAAUGCAGCAUAUAAAAGAGGAAAAGCUUUCUGCAAUAGUUGUAUCAGGAAUUACAGAUCCGGUGCUUUUAGUGCUCAGGUUGCUUGGAAGAGGUUGGCUCAGGCAUCAGCACUUGAUGGGAGGAAAACUCAUCGCACCAUUAGCCGGAUUGCUCAGGCAGUCAGCUUGGGUUUGAGCCGUUCUUGCAUUCUUGUUCCUGGUAUAUUUACUAUGAUAUGUGGAUCUCAGAUGGCAUAUGCUUAUGCUGUUCCAGAAACAGACGUUUUUCCACCGAGGAACAGUAUAAACAUGCAUGCUGAGGACAGCCAUCUUUUCCUGACCAGACUGAUAAUUUCUUUUUUCGAGAGCCUUAUUUUGUUGCUGAGGGCUAUACAUCUUAGUUUUCUGUUUGCACCAAGCAUUGUCAUGGCUCCAUUUGCAGAUAGUUUUGGACCCGAGUUUAGGAAAUUAUGGCUUCAGGUUGUUCAUCGAACUCUUGAAAGAGCAGGGCCAGCAUUCAUAAAAUGGGGGCAGUGGGCAGCCACACGGCCUGAUCUAUUCCCUAGAGAUUUGUGUAAUGAACUGUCGAAACUUCACACCAAAGCUCCUGAACAUAGCUUUGCAUACACUAAGAAGGCUGUUGAGAAUGCUUUUGGUCGUAAAAUAUCUGAAAUUUUUGAUGACUUUGAAGAAGAACCUGUGGCCUCUGGAAGUAUUGCACAAGUGCAUCGAGCUUCGUUGCGGUCUCGAUACCGUGGUCGCCAGGUCAAACCAAUGCUAGUUGCAGUUAAGGUGAGACAUCCGGGUGUUGGGGAGUCGAUAAAGACGGAUUUUGAGAUAAUAAAUGCAGUAGCAAGAAUGUCAAGGUUCAUUCCUGCUCUAAAUUGGCUAAGGCUCGAUGAAAGUGUCCAGCAGUUUGCAGUUUUCAUGAUGUCUCAAGUUGAUCUAGCGCGAGAAGCCGCUCAAUUAAACCGCUUCGUAUACAAUUUUCGCCAAUGGAAGGAUGUAUCUUUCCCAAAGCCUGUGUAUCCUUUAGUCCAUCCGGCUGUGUUAGUGGAAACCUUUGAGCAUGGAGAAAGUGUUUCUCACUAUGUGAAUGAGCUUGAGGGGAAGAAUGAUAGAACAAGUAGUGCUCUUGCCCACAUUGGAACCCAUGCACUUCUGAAGAUGCUCCUGGUGGACAACUUUGUUCAUGCCGAUAUGCAUCCUGGAAACAUCCUUGUUCGUGUAGCUCAGAAAAAUCCAACUCGCAAAAAGAUCUUCAAAACUAAGCCGCAUGUUAUAUUCCUCGAUGUAGGGAUGACUGCUGAACUUUCCAAAAAUGAUCGUGUAAAUUUAUUGGAGUUCUUUAAGGCUGUUGCUCGUAGAGAUGGGCAAACUGCAGCAGAGUGCGCACUGAGAUUGUCGAAGAAACAGAACUGUCCAAAACCUGAGGCCUUCAUUAAGGAAGUAAGAGAAUCAUUUGAUUUCUGGGGUACGCCAGAAGGAGAUUUGAUCCAUCCAACUGAUUGCAUGCAGCAAUUGCUUGAGAAAGUUCAGCGUCACAAAGUAAACGUUGAUGGGAACGUUUGCACUGUGAUGGUGACAGUUCUGGUUCUUGAGGGGUGGCAACGGAAGCUCGACCCAGAUUAUGACGUGAUGCAUACACUGCAGAAGCUGCUUCUGAAAUCCGACUGGGCAGCAUCACUUUCCUAUACAAUCGGAGGGCUGAUGGCCCCAUGAUGUUGGUCUACAAACAAUUUUUUGAUAACGUAGGAACACUAUUACGACGAAAUUGUAUAUCACUUGACAGAAUCAUACGCAUUAGUUGGCUCAUAAUCCUUGAUAUCUCACAAUUUUGCAGGGAUUUGAUGCUAUAUUUGUUUAUUUUGCUGUGGAAAACAGCAAUAUGACGACGUUGAGUUGAUAAUAAUAAACACCUGCGAUUAUGCUUUAA
Messenger RNA from Salvia hispanica, 2373 nucleotides. RefSeq lists its product as uncharacterized. Lineage: Eukaryota; Viridiplantae; Streptophyta; Magnoliopsida; Lamiales; Lamiaceae. The record is from RefSeq and is a predicted model, not a curated record.